UUUUGAACGUUGUUGGAGAAAGACGUAAAAGUUUACAUCCAAAGAGUUAAGUGAAAACAGAAAGGCACAAACAGAAAGAAAAGAACUGACUCACAAAAAAAAAUAAAAUAAAUAAAUGUGAAGAAAAGUUUUAAAGUUAAGAGAAACAGACUUGAUUAAAUAUUCAAAAGUCGUACAAUCAAAAAAGAAAAGAAGGAAGCUCGCCUAAUAUCGCUUGUUGGAAUUCAAAAGCACUAAUUAAAGACGUCAUACAUAGACACACACGACGAUCAAGUGAGUGAAUGUGCAGAAAGAAAAUUAAAUAGAAUUAAAGCUUGAGUGAGACAAAAAGAAAAUAAAUGAUUAAUUAGAAACGUCGAGGCAGUCACACAAGCAGUGUUUUGCUAUGUAAACAUAAGACGAGAAAAGUGACAAGAAUCAAAAGAAAUUAAAAAAGUGAUAAAAUAAUAAUAAAGAAAUCUCGUCACAUCACAAAAAGGUGUUAAAUUAUGAAAAUGAGAAACUUAAAGUGUGCAGUUCUUGCAAUUGCAAUAUUUUUACCGUUAUGUCUGUGCGAUAUCGAUGAGAGCUCAACAAUUAGUGAAUUGAAAUCGACAGAAAAUGAAAUAAGUGAUAAUGUGACGAUAUCGAAUGAUAAGCCGUUAAUAUCAACAGGCAACGAGUUGUGGGACGGCCUCAUUCGGGAUUGCCUUAAAAAGCCAACAUUUUCAUGCAUUCAAAAGAAUGUCUAUACAUUUUUGGAUGCGACAUUUGGAUUGAAAGAUGUUAAUAUAACUAAUCGAGUUCAAUUGACACAAAACAAAGUGAAUUAUGAGCUUCCGGAACCAACGCCAAGUGAUGAAGAAAAUGAAAUUUUCUUUGAGGGUCGAGGUGCAGCACCAAUUGAAGAGAUCUCAAGCGCUUUCUACGAUAAAAGCGUAAAAUUCUUAGUCACGCACGACAUGAACUUCAAACUCCCAGACAUGGUUUUUGAUGGUGCGACAUUCCGAAUCUCACCACGAGCAAUUGAGGGAAGUGGCAUUGUUGCAAAACUCGAAUAUAUUCCAAAUCCAGAGAUUACAGAAGUCGAAGCAAGAAGUGAAGACCUCGCGAGAUUAUUCAAAAAGAAGAUCAAGAAAUUUUUUAAGAAGAAAAUUGUACUGGCAGUGAUUGCAGUUAUUUUGAUUAUUAAGCUAAUUAAAAUUAAAGUCUUCUGGCUGCUUCCAUUACUGGUUGGUGUUGGAACCGCAAAGAAGCUUGUCUUGAAAUUCUUACUUUUCUUGUUCCCAGCAUUGUCUCAUGUGUUCAAAUUGUGUGGAUAUUAUCAAGCCAACUUGCAGAAGACAAACUAUCACCAUCAUAAACAUCAUAUCAAUCACCUUCAUACUGUGUUGUAUGACGAUGCUCAUACUGGACAUUCAGGACAUUCAGGACCUUCGGGACAUGAUGGACAUGAUUAUGUAAAGAGUUAUAUCAAGGCAAAACCACCAACUGGACAUGUCUCAGAAUACCUUCACAACGCACCAGUGCCACCUCAUUUAAGCUACUAUCAACCAGCUCAUCAACCAUCGCCCUCUGAUGACGAAUGGGCAUUGAGUGGACCCAGUUUGGGGUCGGAGUUUAUUAGUGAUAGAAGUUCGAAUGAAGUUAAUAGACCAAAAUUCGAUGGUGCACAUCAUAAGGGUCAUUAUCCACCACCUUCAUCUCAUAAUUUAAAUCCACUCACUCCAUACAAAAAUAGGCCGACUUACUAUAAAAGACGAACACAAACAUAUGGUCCACCACCAAGAGUAUCUGGAUCCGCAAUAGCGGCAUCGCAAAUUCAUCCACAAUACAUAAAUGCACCAGUUGAUGAGAAUUUGAUCAAGGCACAACGUCAAGAGGCACUGAGAAUACAAAAAGAGCAGCAAAUAAUUGCCAGGCAACAAUCAAUCUUGAAUUCACAGCCAUUUGUUUCUGAUGUUGAGCCAUUGACACCGAAACCAAUUGACCCGUUUUAUUCACCAAUUCUGAAUAAAUUGGAUCAAGUUUUCCACCAAAUGGGAUACAGUGAUGAGCCAUGUAAAGAAAGAAUGGUGUGUAACAUGUACAAAGAGCCGACAAAGUAUAGUCCAAAUAGUAAUUACGUUUCUGCUGAGUUAAGCAGAGACUCAACGGAGCUUCAACGACCGACAAGCACAAAUCCAGCAGUUUUUCGAUUCUACAAAUAUGUUCAAGCGGCACGUGAUGGCCAAGACCAGAGAGAUUGUGCUAUUAUGUAUCCAUGUAAUUUGCCAACAAAAAAGUAGUAAAUUAAUAAUUCAUUAAUGUCAGCUAGUGACAGGAUCUAUGACUAUGCAAUAAUUGCAUAUGACAAUAGACAUAAAAAAAUGCAAUUUUCUCUUUUUUGCAGUCAAUUAGUCAAAAAAGUUUAGAGAAAAAAAAAUUAAUUUAUUUUAUUGAUAAGUCAAACUUAAUUCAGGAAGCGGCAAAGCGUUGCUACUAUGUACUUUUUUUCAAAAAAAUUUAAUUUAUUUAUUUGUGUUGUAUUUUGUUUGAGAUAAGAGCCAGUGUUGUUGUUCUGUAUGUCUUGAAUUGUUGAUGACUUAGAUUUGACAUCAGCUGGGUCAGACAAAUUAAGAGCAUGCUCCUAUUAAUGAGUAUACUUACAUAUGAAUACUUCCAGUAACCAGAUUGUUAAAAAGGUUGUAUUAAGCAAGCUUAGGACUAGUUUUUAUGAUUUAAGCCUUG
This is a messenger RNA of Chironomus riparius, 2709 nucleotides long. The record is from the annotation of a GenBank genome assembly. Lineage: Eukaryota; Metazoa; Arthropoda; Insecta; Diptera; Chironomidae.